Molecule: messenger RNA, 2066 nt
Organism: Andrographis paniculata
Lineage: Eukaryota; Viridiplantae; Streptophyta; Magnoliopsida; Lamiales; Acanthaceae
Product: V-type proton ATPase subunit B2
Exons: 15
Coding region: 168-1637 (489 amino acids)
Biological process (GO): ATP metabolic process; proton transmembrane transport
Cellular component (GO): proton-transporting V-type ATPase, V1 domain
Molecular function (GO): ATP binding; proton-transporting ATPase activity, rotational mechanism
Source: RefSeq, a predicted model, not a curated record
AAAAAAUUGAAAUAAAAAAUGAAAAAAAAAAUAUAAUUAUUCGAUCCCAGCCAUCAGAUCUCACUCAGUUCACGUUUUCCUCUGUCCAACUAUCCAUCGUUCUUCCUCCAACUGGCCUCGCUCCGACUCGCGCACUAGAAUUGGGGAAUUUCGGAAAAGGUUAAACAAUGGGUGCAGAGAAGAACAAUCUUGACAUGGAGGAGGGAACUCUGGAGAUUGGGAUGGAAUAUAGAACCGUCUCUGGAGUUGCUGGACCUCUUGUUAUCCUCGACAAAGUCAAGGGACCUAAGUUCCAGGAAAUUGUUAACAUUCGCCUGGGAGAUGGAUCAACAAGACGUGGACAGGUCUUGGAGGUUGAUGGAGAAAAGGCUGUCGUUCAGGUUUUUGAAGGAACUUCUGGAAUUGACAACAAAUAUACGACAGUUCAGUUCACUGGGGAGGUGUUAAAGACGCCUGUCUCAUUGGACAUGCUUGGUCGUAUUUUUAACGGUUCUGGGAAACCAAUUGACAAUGGCCCUCCGAUCCUUCCUGAGGCUUACUUGGAUAUUUCUGGCAAUUCCAUCAACCCUAGUGAGAGAACCUAUCCAGAGGAAAUGAUACAGACUGGAAUUUCAACUAUUGAUGUCAUGAACUCAAUUGCUCGAGGACAGAAAAUUCCUCUUUUUUCUGCUGCUGGUCUUCCCCACAAUGAAAUUGCUGCUCAGAUAUGUCGUCAGGCUGGUUUGGUCAAAAGAUUGGAGAAAUCUGAUAAUCUUCUAGAGGGUGGUGGUGAAGAGGACAACUUUGCCAUUGUCUUUGCUGCUAUGGGUGUCAACAUGGAGACGGCUCAGUUCUUCAAACGUGACUUUGAGGAAAAUGGCUCCAUGGAGAGAGUGACCCUUUUCCUGAACUUGGCCAAUGACCCAACAAUAGAACGUAUCAUCACACCCCGUAUUGCUCUGACGACUGCAGAAUACUUAGCAUAUGAAUGCGGAAAGCAUGUUCUUGUCAUAUUAACUGAUAUGAGUUCUUAUGCCGAUGCUCUUCGUGAGGUGUCUGCUGCUCGAGAGGAAGUCCCUGGAAGACGUGGAUACCCUGGGUAUAUGUACACUGACCUGGCAACAAUCUAUGAGCGAGCUGGACGUAUUGAAGGACGGAAGGGGUCCAUCACACAAAUUCCUAUUCUAACCAUGCCCAACGACGAUAUUACGCAUCCAACUCCAGAUCUUACUGGCUAUAUCACUGAAGGGCAGAUAUACAUUGACAGGCAACUCCAUAAUAGACAGAUAUAUCCUCCAAUCAAUGUGUUGCCGUCGUUGUCUCGUCUCAUGAAAAGCGCCAUUGGCGAGGGCAUGACCCGUAGGGAUCACUCUGAUGUCUCCAACCAGCUAUAUGCAAACUAUGCCAUUGGUAAGGAUGUUCAAGCAAUGAAAGCUGUGGUCGGAGAAGAAGCACUUUCCUCAGAAGAUCUGCUAUACCUCGAGUUCCUCGACAAAUUCGAGAGGAAAUUUGUGGCACAAGGGGCGUACGACACCCGCAACAUUUUCCAGUCCCUUGAUUUGGCAUGGACGCUGCUGCGGAUCUUCCCUCGGGAGCUUCUCCACCGUAUUCCGGCAAAGACUCUGGAUCAGUACUACAGCAGGGAUUCUACAAACUAAUGAGAGAGCAGAGCAGAGCUGCGUGAACUCAUAAGAGUUUGAAGUUUUAUGUUUUGGCAUUAUGGUUGUGUGAUAUAUCUCUCUUUGUUUCAUGAGUUUGUUUUUGUUUUUGGUAUUUGUUAUUAUCAGCUGCUCCUCCAUAUCACCUUUUUUAAAAUAAAGAGUCGAGAGAGAGAUCUUGACGAGCCCACGUCGAGUCCACCAAUGAGACAACAGAUAUUUAAACAUUUUGGUUUCGGUUAGAUGAUCCAUCCAUCCAUCCUGUAAUUCAUUUUAAAUUAUUAUUAUUUGCUAUUCUUCUAUUUUGUCAAGGGGGUUUUGGAGCUGUUAGGGCUGUGCCAGUGCUGCUCUGUGCAUGUAUAAUCAACAUCAUGGUGUUUUGACAGAGCCAGUAAUAAUUAUGAUAACUGUUAGACAUUAUUGUUAUUA